AUCAAGCUUGAGCUCCCCUGUCUCUCAUAACCUUCCCCUACCAAGCUCAUACACGAACGCGUCUGCUCAUCUACCAAGCUCAACAUGUCUCCCCGUAACAGCGUCAACGGCAAGCCUCGAAGUGAAGGCGAAGAGUUGGAUCAUGUCCAUCCAACCCGGAGCAUCCCCAUCUCGCCAGAGCUAUUCGAGCAGCUUUAUCUUCAGCCACAGAAUAGGGUGAAGGGAGACCUCCGAAAGACCUUCGGCAAUCCUACGCCAGUCGCUUUGGCUGGGUUUUUGAUGUGCUCCACGCCAGCAUCCAUGGGCCUACUCGGCUGGCAGGGAGCUGGUGGCUUUGCUGCCGCUGCGAACGUUGGUGCCUACUUUGGCCUUGGUGGUGUUCUUCUUGUAUUGGGAGGUAUUGGUGAAUGGAUUCUCGGAAACACCUUCCCGUCGACCGUCUUCUUCACCUUCGGAGGUUUCUGGCUUGCAUUCGGUACAACUGUCGUCCCUGACUCUGGUGCCUACAGCACGUAUUCGACCGACGGUACCGCUGCAAAUGGUCUCACUCAGCCUCAAUUCUACUCGACUUUCGCAUUUUUCCUGAUUGCCAUGGCCAUUCUAUGCACAAUCUAUUCUAUCGCCAGUAUUCGAACAAACGUCGCUCUGUUCUCCAUCUUGCUCUUGCUUGUUCCUUGCUUCUCUUGCCUUGCCGCUGCCUUCUUCGCCGUUUCUCAAGGGAAGGCUAACCUUGCGCUCAAGUGCCAGCAUGCUGGAGCGGGCUUGUUGUUCGCUCUAUCGUUGAUCGGCUGGUAUAUGUUCAUGUCUAUUCUGCUCAUGUCCGUCGACUUCCCCAUCAUGCUACCCCUGGGCGAUCUCUCGACCAUCAUCCGCGGCAAAAGUGAUGCAAAGAAGGAUGCAAGCAAGACAGUUUAAAAAGGAUCACAUGGCUUUAGGGGUAUUGCCGUGUCGAUGGGAGGACCCGCUGUUACAUUGGGAAAGGAGACGUUGAUAAUUCAGAACCUGGAUAGGAUCACGUCUUAUAAAAAUCCUUUUUGCCGUCGUAUAUUGCUUUUUGAGCUUACAUCCACGUUUUGAGGCUUGUUUAUAAUGGACCAAUAUGUAAUUACUGUCAAUAUGACGAAGCACAAAGGGCGUUUCUAUAAUGUUACAAGUGAUUUGCUUCUAA
Molecule: messenger RNA, 1168 nt
Organism: Fusarium oxysporum Fo47
Lineage: Eukaryota; Fungi; Ascomycota; Sordariomycetes; Hypocreales; Nectriaceae
Product: GPR1/FUN34/yaaH family-domain-containing protein
Exons: 5
Coding region: 85-915 (276 amino acids)
Cellular component (GO): plasma membrane
Molecular function (GO): acetate transmembrane transporter activity
Source: RefSeq, a predicted model, not a curated record